GUUAGCGUAAACGUUUACAAGUAUACACCUUUCUUAGACUAUCAGCUACUCGGCUCGGACCCAGUAGGGCCUACUUAGCCAACUUUCAGCCAUGUAGACUGGUGUGGACAGUCCAUCAACAAUGCCAUCAAUAUCAAUGAUGCAGAUAAGUGCAUCGUCAAUGUGGGAUAGCCUAGGAACACAAAUUGCACUACAAUCUCCGAGGUGUGGCAGGUGCAGAUAAAUAACGACCUACUGGAUUUCAGAUAUGAACUAAAAGACUGCCAGAGGAGGGGUGCUACAACCCAAUUAGGUGGCGCCAGCCGGAGUGCCUUCAACUGUCUAAAUCCUGUGCGCAGGGACGUUGUCUCUAGCAGUGGUCAAGGCAACAAAUGGUCAUACGGUGGGUUACAGAUAAUUGUGGUCCUCGGUUUUUGCACUAUCACAUCUCCAAGUCGAUGCAUGAGUCCUUUGGAGCCAGAUUGUGUAACUAUGAGACUAACCACCUUAGUGGCUUCGCGAUCGUCAUGGCUGAGAGUCCUUCUGAAACUCGGAUGCACUUGAAGGGAUUGUCGACCUCAUGGUUAAACGUUUGACCUUCGCCCUAUAAACAGUUCGUUGACGCCGUACAAUUUUGGACGGUCAACUCGCAUGAACAGGCAGCUAAUAUUGCGUCUGUGGUUAUUCCCAAUCAAAUUAAAAGGUAUUUAGCCCGCAAUGCUAGGGGAAUGGGGAUGGGUGCGUGCAUAUCGUUUAGAACAAUCACUGCAUUUUAUGUGCCGCAAUUUCCAUGAGGCAAUCAUAUGACCU
Messenger RNA from Suillus subaureus, 789 nucleotides. RefSeq lists its product as uncharacterized. The record is from RefSeq and is a predicted model, not a curated record. NCBI's taxonomy places the organism in Eukaryota, Fungi, Basidiomycota, Agaricomycetes, Boletales, Suillaceae. The coding region runs from base 372 to 575 and encodes 67 amino acids. The transcript is spliced from 3 exons.